Trypanosoma cruzi is the source of this 2742-nucleotide messenger RNA. RefSeq lists its product as uncharacterized. The record is from RefSeq and is a predicted model, not a curated record. The transcript has a single exon. Lineage: Eukaryota; Euglenozoa; Kinetoplastea; Trypanosomatida; Trypanosomatidae. Bases 1 to 2742 code for a protein of 913 amino acids.
AUGAUGGAGAGUCCGCUCUCUAGAGGGGGAUCUGUGUCGCCAAACCGCGUUGGCACCAGCUGUAAUUCAUCUCUAGCGCUUGGGGGGCGCUCGGUAUCGCCUGGACCAAACUCGUUGACGUUGCCCGCGGUGAAUCAGAAGGUCGCGGUGGAGGGGUGGUGCCGUGGGGGACGGCUACGCCACCACAAAGUAAAUCCAAGUUUAUUUCAGGAGGGCGAGACGUCACUGCUUUUUGUCGAUGACGGCAAAGGUGGGAAGAGGGAAUCUGUCACGAGACCUCUGGAAGAACCACUAGUAGACGCGAAGCGGCAAUGUGGCAUGAAAAAUCCGGUGGAACGUAAGACGAGGGAGUCGACUACGAGUUGUAGGGGUAUGCUUGCGUUGGGGAACAACGGUGGACUAUCACGACAGCAGUUGCUAACGUUGACGGAAGCGUCAAAGGGAGGCACCACCGUCCCCUUGACGGACUCUUCUUCUCAGUGCACAGAGACGUCUCGAAACGGCGGCCAGCAGCGAACACGGCGCGUGGCAAAGAACGGCUUGGAGUAUGACCCGAAGACGUACGGCGAACUGCUCCCGGCCACGCUGAGGAUGCAUAAAGCGGGAUGUAUGCAAGCCGGGAUUGUGUCUAGUGCAGCGGUGAACGAAUUGCUUGCGGAACGUGAUGCUCAGCAGGCUAAUUGUGGGGCUUUAACAAUGAAUGGGGAGGGGUUUUACACAGUUUCUUUGCAGGAGCUGCAGGGGUUUCUUGGGGAGAUGAAUCAGUUUCAGGAGCGUGGAAAACACAUGCGGCGUCGUUGGAGACGCCAUCUACUGUGUGUGGAGGCGCCAAGCAGUGCGGCUAUCCGAGUGGUGAACGAGGAUGAUGACACAAGCUCCGAGAGCCUGCAGGAGCCUGACAGUGAUGAUAAAUUGAAACUGACUUUGUCAAGGCGACAGCAGCAGACGAGUGAGGCCACCAGGGCCGCUAUUUCUACCUGGCGGGAGGAGAUCAACGCUCUCCAACUUCGCGGAGGCAGCCCUCGGGGCGCAGUACUGCUGCGGAAUGAAAUUAAAAAAAGCCAGCGUGCCGUGGAAAAGGCUUCUCAGGGUGUCACCCUUUCAAAAAUUCUCAUGAUUCAGAAUGGAACAAAUGUGAAAACGCCAAAGGAAGAGGAGCAGAGAGAGCCAUUGAGGGAUCAAAGUUGUUUGUCCGCAGAGGAAAUAUCAUGGCGGACGGAGAAUACCAUGUCGCAGCGCACUGUUUCCCCCACGCCCCCUGGUCUUGGUGCCGCUGGUGGUGUGGAGCGCACAAAUGACGGUGGCAGCUAUCACGGUGAUAAAAGGAAAGAUAGCGACAGCGAUGCCGUUCAUCGCCGCCUUGGCAUCCAACUUGUUAGUCUGCUAAAUCGUGGUAAAGGCACAACGGUGUAUGGACUUGACAUUACUCGCAGAAAUAGGAGUUGCGUGGUGCAACAACACGUUCCGCCUGCAAAUUCGCUACCUCCAUUACAACCGGCGUCGGGAAAGAGUUCUCCCAUGGAUUUUUCCGUGACCUGGACGGGUGACGCAAAAAAAAAUCCGGAGCUGAAGGCGCGUCACACUCAUUACAGCAUACAACGACCAUCAAGACCCCUUCCUGUUGAGUACGGAGUAGGAGAACAGUCUAGCCUUAGGUUCAAGGCCCUAAUUACACAGUGGCGCCUAGAGGAUUGCCAAAUGGAGGUAAGGAAUCAGGAAGACAUUAGACGCACACGUGAGCUCCUGCAAGAGCUAAUACCGAGACGAGCGGCGUUGCUUGAUGAGUCGCUGAAGUGCUCCCGUGAGAACGCCAGAGUUAUUCUCCAGAAACACCGUCAACAGAUUUUCAAAAGGGUUGCAGAGAAGGACUCCGAGGAACGAAAGCAGGCCUGUUUUGCAUACGUAGGCCUAUUGGAAGAAAACUAUAGUGGUGUGGUCGCCGAAGGAUCCUUGGCUGCCAUUCGAAAAGCGUUGCAGAAGACACGUGAUCUCAUUAAAGUCUCACCCACGCGCUGUAACGCGCGUAGCUUUCAAAGUAUUCUGAAAGAGAACUUUUUAAUUGCCCACCUCGUUGAGGUGCCAGUACGCGAACUCCUUUGGCGGCUUGCGGAAUUGUUUGGUAUGACAAGGUCACAGUACAAGUCUGCCAUGUCUAAUGCUUACCAAUUGCUCAAUACCCCGCGAGACUACCAGGCUCGCUUUCGCGAGAUUGAACGCACAAUUGUGAGCAUUUCGGCGCCGACGGAACGGCGGAUUCGUCUCACACUUCACCGCUGCCGCUUUUUUCUAGCAAACAACACCGUCGGCACAUCGCAUGUUGUUUCCGCGAUAGGGGGUGAAAGGAGCAGGGAAUUGUCCGAGAUUUAUGUGCAAAUAAAAAGUGAGAAUCAAGUUUUUAUUUCUACGGCUGUGCGGGCGCGCAUCAGCAACGAUGAUGAUACUUUCAGCUGGAAUGUCUCCCGAAGAGACGGCAAGUACCCUCCGCGUUGCGGUGCGAAUUUCAUGGACCAGGCGUUUCGUUUUAACUUUGGCGAGAACGCAGAGCUGGAGGUGGCGCUCCUGCACAACGGGCUGGUGAUCGCGAGUGGCAAAUUCUGCUUGUCGGACUGCACAUUCAACCCGCGUGGUAUUGCGCUGCUGUGGCUUCGUCUGUCCGGCGAGGGGGGAGCGGAGGCGGAGAUCAAACUUACACUUGCAAUGUUGGCUGAGAAGAAUCAACAGAAGAAGACACUGCGGAAUUAA